CAUGGCAGCAUCACAUCUCUCGUUAUCAGUUUACAUUUCUUUUUUUGUUGAUCUGUCUUUGGUUACUUUUUCCUUUCUCUACUUCAUACAAUGGGGCAAGACACGGUGCAACGGCUGGGGGUUCGGGGUGCUUGCUUUUGUAUCAUUUGUUGUGAUUAUUACUCUAGAGCCCGGUCAGUUUGGUGGCGGCGGCAGAUGUCUUUUUGUUUUUUGGUGUUGACUGACUCGGACUCGUUUAGACAAGGCGUAUGAUGGGAUCGAAACGCACUACAAUCUUUGUAUAUAGCUAUGUAUGUACUAAACAUUUGGCAGAUUAUCUCGGCAUGCGCAUAGAUGGGAUGAUGGAUGGAGCCACCAAAUUGACUGCCGCGGAUGCAAUUUUUUUUUUAG
Molecule: messenger RNA, 390 nt
Organism: Trichoderma harzianum CBS 226.95
Lineage: Eukaryota; Fungi; Ascomycota; Sordariomycetes; Hypocreales; Hypocreaceae
Exons: 1
Source: RefSeq, a predicted model, not a curated record